Molecule: messenger RNA, 1197 nt
Organism: Trichomonas vaginalis G3
Lineage: Eukaryota; Parabasalia; Trichomonadida; Trichomonadidae
Exons: 1
Coding region: 1-1197 (398 amino acids)
Source: RefSeq, a predicted model, not a curated record
AUGGCACAACAAGAAGAUAAGAGAUGGGUAAAAGCUUUUCAAGCUAUAAAAAGAGAAGGCGGAGAUGAAUUGUAUAAAAUUUAUGUAAAACAUCUGACAGCUGGAUUCAAAAAAAGCGAGUUUGUUGUUAAAUUAAAAGAGGAGAAUGAAAGAAUCUUAGAUCAAUUAGGAAAAGCAAAUAAAGAAAUAGUAAAUUUAAGAGAAAAAUUGAAAAAAUAUGAAUCAUGUGGAAAUCCAGCACCAAGUAAAAACACAACUGGUGGAUAUGGACGACAACAAUCAAAACCAUCCGCUAAUCCUAAUGUUAAAGCAGAAAUGGAUAAAUUAUCUAAACUUAAUGAUGAGAGUUCUAAGAAAGUUAAAGAAUUACAAGCAGAAGUUGAUAAAUAUAAGAAUGCAUUAUUAGGUAAAGGUAAUGAAAGUGAAGUUUUAGUAACAAACUUGAAGAAAGUUGAAGCUGAAAAGAAUACAUUACAAUCUCAACUUACAAAACUGUCAGAGGAAAAUACAGAAUUAAAUCAUAAAAUUAAUGAAAUGUCCAUGAAGUUGAAAUCACUUGAUAAAGCAAACGAAGCAAAUACAAAUACUUCACAAGAAUAUAUUAACAAGAUUGAAUUAGAAAUUUAUAACACGAGGGAUAUAAUAAUUGAAACAAUUACAAAAGUUUUAACAGUAGUUGGUGCAUCACAAGAAGAUUUUGACAGAACUCACAGCAACUUUGAACAAGUCAAAAAUGAAAGAAUGAAUCUGACAACGUUUGCAGGUUAUGCUAAAGAAGAAAUUGUGAAUCAAAUUGGAGGUUUCAAAAACAAUACAAGAGACCUUUUUGAAAAUGUUAAUAUGCAACUUGUUGAUAUUUUACUUACAUUCACGAAUUUUGCAGGUUACAAUGAACUUUCAGCUGAGAUUGAUGAUACUAAGAAAGAUAUUGAAAGUUCUGAAUUUACGGGUAACACAGAUCCAAUUCAAGGAAUCCAAGUCCUUCUUGAUACAAAUACAAAGAUAUUGCAAAAAGUUAUGAAUGAUUAUAAUGAUUUAAGACAAUCUGCAAAUCAAAUUAUAGAUUAUUAUGCACAAGUUGGACCUGGUAUAACUGACAAAUUAAAUCAAAAUGAUGGUUUUGAAAAAAUUAAUUCAACAGUUGCAACAAUUUUCGAUAGAUUAACACAAUGGAUACAACAAAAACUGGAGAAGUAA